GGUAGUGGCGGACGCCCAUCCCCGCCGCCUCGGGGCGGUCCGCGGCGGGGCCGGGCGGCUGCGCACACGGGGCGGCCGGGCCCGCCCCCGCCGCUCGGAACGGCAGCACCGCGGACAGCGCCGGUGUCCCCGCGCCGCCCGGCACGGCCCCGGUGACAGCGCCGGUGUGUGUCCCCCCCCCGCGACCCCCGGCCCCCGCCGCGCCCCGGCACAGCCCAGCCCGGCCCGGCCCGGGGCCACGCCGCGCCAUGGCCACGGAGGUGCACAGCCUGCAGGAGCUGCGGCGUAGUGCAUCCCUGGCCACCAAGGUCUUCGUGCAGCGGGAUUACAGUGAAGGGACCACAUGCCAGUUCCAGACAAAGUUCCCCGCCGAGCUGGAGAGCCGGAUCGAGCGGCAGCUCUUUGAGGAAACUGUGAAAACCCUUAAUGGCUUCUACGCCGAGGCAGAGAAGAUUGGGGGCAGCUCGUACCUGGAGGGGUGUCUGGCCUGCGCCACCGCCUAUUUCAUCUUCCUCUGCAUGGAGACGCACUACGAGAAGGUACUGAAGAAGAUCUCCAAGUACAUCCAGGAGCAGAAUGAGAAGAUCUAUGCGCCCCGGGGGCUGCUGCUCACCGACCCCUUGGAGCGUGGCAUGAGGGUCAUCGAGAUCUCCAUCUAUGAGGACCGGUGCAGCAGCGGCAGCUCCAGCAGCGGCAGCUCCAGCAGCAGCAGCGGCGGCGGGGGCGGCGGGGCGGGGGGUCGGUGACUGGCCGGGAGUCCCUGCAGGGACUCGUACUGCCGGGACAGUGGCCUUUCCGAGCUCCGCAGGCUGCACUACCAGAGCACCCGCUUCUGAGCCCAGGGAGGGUGGGAGGGGGAGGCCGGGGGCUGCCCAGAGGGGCUGCCCACCCCACCUCUGUUCUGUGCCCCCCGCAGUGGCUCUGCCGCUGCUCAGACCCACUGCGGGCAGGGGCUGGUGCUGGGGUGUCCCAUGUGCUUCCCACUGAGCCAAACCAGUGCCAAGGGGCUGCCGCAGCCCCCCGGGGCACUCUGCGCUGCUGCCCCUGCCCCAAGCGAAGGAGCUUGCCCUGCCGCGGGCAGCACCCUGCGUGCCAUGCAUGGGGGAGCAAAGCCCCAGGCAGCUCUAAAGGGGGGGGAUACAGGCUUAUCCCUUGCUGCACCCCCUCCCUGGGGCGUCCCGCUCUUGGUGCUGCAGGGUGGGCUCAGCCGCCGUGUGCCCACUGCCCAGGGAGCCUGGCAGAGCCCUGGUGCUGCUUCAUCUGCAUGAUGGUGCCAUGCAUUCGCCCCGGCCCUGCCCCCCGCGCUGCCCGUUGCUGCUCCCCAGCCCUGGCCAGACGCCCUCACCCUUCUGGCAGCAGCAUCCUCCUGCACUGCCCGCCACACUGGGCACUGGUUUCUGCUCCCUGCCUGACUUGGUGUCACGCUCAGCCAGACUCAGAAAGGUCCCCAACCCUAAGCCCCGUGCCCAGGGCAGGGAAGUACAGCACUGGCCAGGCCCCUGCCCUUGUGCUGUGUGCCCUGGGCUAGUGCAUGGCCCAGCAUAGUGGAGGCUGAGCUGUGGCAUAGGUGAGCCAGGCUCCCUGCCCAGUCCUGGCAGAGCCUGCCCCACACCUGGCUGCCAGCAGCCCCCUGCCUGCUCUGCCCCAUGACCUGCUCCCAUGCAGGAAGUAGAUCCACCAGGACCCUUCCUCUCCUGCUGCUGAACCCUCCCCUGCCCACACAUCCUGCAUGCUUCUGCCACCAGCACCCCGAUUCUCAGCCCCCGAGGAGCACCUGGGCCCAGCUGCAAGGGGUGGGGGUUCAUGGGCCAGGGUCAGAUGGCGGGAAUUGGAGGGUCCCUGUGACAUCCAGCACCCUGGGAAGAAGAGCCCCUGCCUGGGUGCAGCGCUGAACCGAGAUGGUGUUUCUCUCACAGGGUCCCGGAGGAAGGACCCUGCCCUGUGGGACUCCUUUUGGCUUGGCCACAGCGGUGUGUGUGCAGGGUGGCCCUGGCCCCGCCGUUCCUGCUGGGGCCCCCCUGCAUGGAGACCUUCCUCAAUAAACCCCGCACUUCAUCCUC
Molecule: messenger RNA, 2060 nt
Organism: Chroicocephalus ridibundus (black-headed gull)
Lineage: Eukaryota; Metazoa; Chordata; Aves; Charadriiformes; Laridae
Gene: GOLGA7B
Product: golgin A7 family member B
Exons: 5
Coding region: 249-746 (165 amino acids)
Biological process (GO): protein targeting to membrane; peptidyl-L-cysteine S-palmitoylation
Cellular component (GO): palmitoyltransferase complex
Source: RefSeq, a predicted model, not a curated record